AUGACACUCUCAUGGUUGUUUGUCCUGAGCUCUCUCUUUGCAUACCUAAUCCCCGCAUACUCGUUAAUCCAUAUCAAAUUGGGUUUUAUGGCACCAUGGACGUCAGGAUUCGAUUUAUUAGACAACUUCAGUGGGACAACGAGCGCCGGUGCAAUAAACAUAGCAAUCGACAGGAUAAAGGAAAUGGACUUGGUUGAAGAACUUGACUUCGAGAUCGUUUGGCGUGAUUCAGAGUGUAACACUAAGCAGACAAGUGGUAGAUUAGUAGAACUAUAUGCAGAUGAACACGUUGAUGUUAUCAUAGGACCACCAUGUUCACAAGCAUGUCUUUCCGCCGGACAACUUGCUUCAUUCUGGAAUUUACCAAUCAUUUCCUGGGUAGCGACAGAUCCCGAGUUCAAUGACAAGACAAGAUAUACAACUCUAGGUCGGUCAUUAGGUCCUUUCACCAAACUUGGUACAUUUUUAACGGAAAUAAUGGAAAGAUAUAAUUGGAACAGAGUUGUUGUUAUUGCGUCUACAUACCUUCUGUUCAAAGACGCGGCUAAUGCUAUCGUGAAGACAUUUCAAGAAAAUAACGUAACCAUGGCAUAUUAUGCUACGUACGAUAACAACCCAACACAGAAGUUUAUUCAGAAUAUUUUGACAAAAACAAAGAGAGAGGGAAGAAUUGUUGUUAUUUGUGCACCUAAACGGGAUCGGCGCAUGUUGUUACUGGAAGCAUACGAUAUGGGCAUGACUACGGGUGAAUACGUGUUUUACACAGUUGAAAUGUUACCUGAACAAGAUGUCAUCACUGCUGAAGAAACGUUUCUAGGAGAUGAUGGUCGUGACGAAGACGCCAGGAAAGCAUUUGGAGCCGUAUUCCAUAUGUCGUUGGCAGCAUUGAGCGGCGAAGAGGUAGACCAAUUCACCAUUGAUGUAGUACGGCGUUUGAAAGACCCGCCAUGGAAUAUAACAUUGGAUACCAGCAUUAAGGGAAAUAAAUAUUCCGCUUUUCUACAUGAUGCGAUGAUACUAUACGCUUUGGCGUUGAACGACACGGUGUCAAAUGGCUUUGAUUAUCGUGAUGGUGAGGUAAUGUUGAGAGCAAUGGCAGGCAAGUUUUUUAAAGAAAUAUUCUUUGAAGAUAGAUCCUUGGCUGAUAGACGGAGACUGGAGUGUAAUGCUAGGGUUGUAAGGACUACCGUUAUGCGAAACCAUGCAGCAGUAGAUGCCUCUGAGCAAGACUUGUAUUGGGGUAUAACUGGAAAUGUGUUAAUGGAUAUGGACGGAGAUAGAGAACCUGAUUACUGGAUUUCUGAUUUGAAAGAAAAUGGACGUUUUGAGAAGAUCGCAGAAGUUGUCAAUAUUGACAAUGCAACUCGGAUGUUUCGUCAGAUUGGCGAGCCGCAAUGGGGCGACGGGCGAGUUGGGCAUGAGUUUGCACCACCAGACAUCCCAGUAUGUGGUUUUGAAGGAGAGUUUUGUCAGGAAAGUAGCAAUGUAUAUAUUUACGUUAUUGCAUUUUCUGCUGUGGUUUUGCUGGUUGUACUAAUGGUAGUACUUGGCUUUUAUUUAUACAGACGGAGUCAGUAUGAAGCUGAAUUGAUGAGUAUGAGAUGGAAGAUUCAAUUUGAAGAUAUUCAAAUGAUUUCUAAUACGUCACACCCGAAACUGAUCACCGGACAUGGAAGCCAGACAAGUGCUAAAUCUGGAAGUCUUGGAUCAGGUUCUUUAUUAUCCAAACUAUCCUCGAAAUGUUCGAGUGGGCUACAAAGUGCGACUACUGCUAAAAGUACACAGUACUUCUGCAAAGUCGGAGUUUAUCGGGGAUUGACUGUGGCUAUGAAAAAAAUCAACAAGGAGCACAUGCAAAUCACCCGUAAGGUGCUGAUUGAAUUCAGUGAGAUUAGGGAACUUAGUCAUGACAACCUGAACAUAUUCAUUGGAGCAUCGGUGGAUGUGGGAAACAUUUACGUACUAUGGCAGUAUUGUCCUAAAGGAAGUCUUCAGGACUUAUUGGAGAAUGAUGAUGUGAAGUUGGAUACAGCAUUUAAGAUGUCUUUUAUUUCUGAUAUCGAUUUGGGAAUGGAGUACUUACACAAAAGCCAACAUGGGUACUGUUCCCAUGGCAACCUGAAAUCGUCAAACUGCUUGGUAGACAAUCGAUGGGUUGUGAAAAUUAGCGACUAUGGUCUGCCGAGCUUCAUGCAGGGACAGUCUCAAUCUGAUGAAACGGAAGAGCAAGAUAAAUUUUUACGUAAAUUAUGGACCGCUCCUGAAAUUUUGCGUAUGAACUUUCCACCUCCAUGUGGCACUCAAAAAGGGGAUAUUUACAGCUUUGCUAUUGUACUGUUUGAAAUUAUUGAACGUUCUGCGCCAUACACGUUUGACCACAUAACACCUAGAGAUGUUGUGAAUAGAAUUCGCAGUGGCGAGAGUACUCCAUAUCGUCCAGUAAUGUCAGCUGAGAACGAUUCUAUGGGCGAACGCAUUCGCCAGUUAAUGAUACAAUGUUGGAGCGAAAAUCAAGAAGAGAGACCAUCUUUCAGCAAAAUCAAAUCUGUUAUUCGUUCUAUAAAUGGUGGAAAUAUUAUGGACAAUAUUUUAAGCAUGAUGGAAAAAUAUUCCAACAACCUGGAAGCAAUUGUCGAAGAAAGAACCGAGCAACUUGUUGAAGAAAAACGAAAAACGGAUCGGCUGCUGUAUCGAAUGCUACCUCCGACCGUCGCAGAUGCCCUAAAGCUUGGAAACAUCGUUCCACCACAAAGUUACGAAUGCGCCACUAUUUAUUUUUCUGAUGUUGUAGGUUUUACUAAACUUUCCUCUGAGAGCACACCAAAACAGGUUGUUGACCUUUUGAAUGAUCUUUACACAUGUUUUGAUGGAUUGAUUUCAAACCAUGACGUAUAUAAGGUUGAAACCAUUGGUGAUGCAUAUAUGAUAGUGUCCGGUUUGCCACAGAGAAAUGGUAAACGUCAUAGUGCUGAGAUUGCCAACUGUGCAUUGGACCUGCUUAGUUCCAUCACACGUUUUAAAAUACGUCAUCGUCCUGACGAAAAACUGCAACUGCGAAUUGGUAUACAUACAGGUCCUGUAGUGGCUGGAGUUGUUGGUUUGGUUAUGCCUCGAUAUUGUCUGUUCGGGGAUACUGUCAAUUUAGCGUCUAUAUUGGAAUCCAAUGGAAAACCAUUACACGUUCACAUCAGCAAGCAAACCUACCUUGCUCUGGUCGCAUUGGAUUGUGGUUAUCGCAUGUAUCUUCGUGGAGAGAUGCAUAUAAAGGGUAGAGGUUUAUUGCCGACAUAUUUUCUUACCGGUAAAGAUGGGUACAAAGGAACGCUUCCCCAGCGUGAGGACAUAAAGAAAAGCGAUGAUAUGAGGCAGAAUGAUAACUUUGCAGAAUAUGGUGGAGAUUAUGAAGCGUCAUCAAUGCAUAAAUAUAAUUAACUCAAUAAUUAAAAACUAAAGAGAAAAAGCAAGUCAUAUUGUACUAAAAUGUUCUCAUAUAGGAAAUAGUGUUGAAUGUAGUAUGUUAUCAAGAUCCAUUAUAUCAUUUAUAAACACAUGAUUUCUCUUGUUUUUUCAUGAUAAAUUCGGUUUGUAAUUUCAAUAUCGCGUAUGCCCACAAACAUUAUUGAGUUUCAGCCACAAAUGUUAAAGUUGCAUUAUUGGCAACAUUGUUUUUUAUA
Molecule: messenger RNA, 3674 nt
Organism: Saccoglossus kowalevskii
Lineage: Eukaryota; Metazoa; Hemichordata; Enteropneusta; Harrimaniidae
Product: atrial natriuretic peptide receptor 1-like
Biological process (GO): protein phosphorylation; cGMP biosynthetic process; intracellular signal transduction
Cellular component (GO): plasma membrane
Molecular function (GO): protein kinase activity; adenylate cyclase activity; ATP binding
Source: RefSeq, a predicted model, not a curated record